Heteronotia binoei (common prickly gecko) is the source of this 968-nucleotide messenger RNA. It is a transcript of the gene GPX4, whose product is annotated as glutathione peroxidase 4. The record is from RefSeq and is a predicted model, not a curated record. Gene Ontology annotation, biological process: response to oxidative stress. Gene Ontology annotation, molecular function: glutathione peroxidase activity. The transcript is spliced from 7 exons. Lineage: Eukaryota; Metazoa; Chordata; Lepidosauria; Squamata; Gekkonidae.
GCGGCGAUCGUCCAGACGAGAGCGAGGGCGUGGCUUUGAUUGGCGGAAAAAGGGGGCGGGAAGGCAGCUGAUUGGUCGCUGAGCGGCGCGAAAGAGGCGGCGAAAGGAGGAUAAAGGAGGAGUCUGAGGGGGCUGAGCGACGCAAUGAGCUUUGGCCGUUUAGUGCGGAGGACGCUGCUGUGUGGGGUGCUGACGGCGCGGGGACUGACGCGGACCAUGUGUGCCCAAGAAGUCGACUGGAAAUCUGCCAAAUCCAUCUAUGACUUCCGCGCCAUAGAUAUUGAUGGCAAUGACAUCCCACUGGAGAAAUACAGGGGCCACGUCUGCAUCAUCACCAACGUCGCCUCCAAAUGAGGCAAGACGGACGUAAACUACACUCAGUUUGUCGACUUAUAUGGUCGAUAUGCUGAGAAGGGUUUACGCAUCCUGGCCUUUCCUUGCAACCAGUUCGGCAAACAGGAGCCGGGCACCAAUGAGGAGAUCAAAGCCUUUGCUGCAGGCUACGGGGUGAAGUUUGACAUGUUCAGCAAAAUUGAUGUGAACGGUGACGAUGCCCACCCUCUCUGGAAGUGGAUGAAGAGCCAGCCCAAGGGCAGAGGCACCCUGGGGAAUGCCAUUAAAUGGAACUUCAGUAAGUUCCUCAUCAACAAAGAAGGCCAGGUGGUCAAGAGGUACAGUCCGAUGGACGACCCAUUCGUGAUUGAGAAGGAUCUGCCCACCUUCCUGUAGGCUGGCUCCCCUUGCCCUGGACUGCUGUGCCCCCGGAGCUGCUCUGCUGCUUUCCCCUUGGAGCCUGCUUUUCCUGCCUGAUGACGGCCUGCCUUCAAACCAAGCCUUUUGGUGGGGCAGGCCUGAAAACUCGACAUGUGUGCAGGAAAGGAGGAGGCCCCCUCGGGCAGGCGGGAGGAGCUGCUGGGUGGAGCUGCUGUCAUACUGAGCCUGUAGCAAUAAAACUUUGUUCUCCUCAA